This is a messenger RNA of Mercurialis annua (annual mercury), 2482 nucleotides long. RefSeq names its product probable methyltransferase PMT18. NCBI's taxonomy places the organism in Eukaryota, Viridiplantae, Streptophyta, Magnoliopsida, Malpighiales, Euphorbiaceae. The record is from RefSeq and is a predicted model, not a curated record. Gene Ontology annotation, molecular function: methyltransferase activity. The transcript is spliced from 6 exons. Gene Ontology annotation, cellular component: cytoplasm; endosome; trans-Golgi network. Bases 432 to 2327 code for a protein of 631 amino acids.
CUUUUUUGUGUCGUUUUCCUCUGAGUAAAGACCAAAUCAAUUAUUUUCCUUCUUUCUUGGACUUUCGGACACAACCAAACAAAACUCAUUCAUCCCGACCACAAUCUCUCCACUUCUCUUCUCAUCUUAUCAUUUUCUCACCUUGUUCUUCCUCUUAUGUCGGGGAUCUCACCACCACUCUGCAAUUAUUAUACUAUUAUAUCUAUUCCAUUUCCUUGCAUUUUCUCCCUUUCUUUUUUAACUAUUAAUCUCUUUUUUCUUCAGCCUUAAUUGCAGACAUUUUCCCAUGAACAUUUCUUCUACUUUUUUGCUUUCCGUGAUGUUUACUAUUACACUACUCCGGUAGUGAAGAAGCUGUACGUCUUAGCUCUGACUCAUCAUCUUCUUCUUCAGAGAUUUCAUAUUUUUGAUCAACAAAACAAAAUAAAAAAAUGGCAAAGGAGCACAGUGGAUCACCCAAAAUUCAUCAGCUUGAAUCCAAAAGGAAGCGUCUAACUUGGAUCUUCGGGGUGAGUGGCCUCUGCGUUUUGUUCUAUGUUUUGGGAGCUUGGCAGAAUACGGCUCCUCCCAUCAAUAGAACCGAGGCCAACAGUAAAGUCGGUUGUGAUAUUGCGACCCCUUCAGCAGCCAAUGCUGAUGCAUCGUCACUGUCAUCCUCAUCGCCGCUCUUGGACUUCAACAGCCAUCAUCAGAUUGAACUUAACAACACGAACACAGUCGCCACAUUUCCGCCAUGUGAGAUGUCGUACAGCGAGUAUACGCCUUGCCAACACCCGCCGAGGGGGAGGAAAUUCGACAGGAACAUGUUGAAAUACAGAGAGAGGCAUUGCCCUGAGAAGGAAGAAUUGCUGUUUUGCCUAAUACCCGCCCCUCCGAAAUAUAAGACCCCUUUUAAGUGGCCUCAGAGCCGCGACUAUGCGUGGUAUGACAAUAUUCCCCACAGAGAACUCAGCAUUGAGAAGGCUGUUCAGAACUGGAUUCAAUUGGAGGGUGACCGUUUCAAAUUCCCUGGGGGAGGCACCAUGUUCCCACGUGGAGCUGACGCGUAUAUAGAUGAUAUAAACGAGCUAAUUCCUCUCACCGAUGGGACCAUCAGGACCGCAAUUGACACAGGCUGCGGAGUUGCAAGCUGGGGUGCCUACCUAUUGAAGCGCGACAUUCUAGCAAUGUCAUUCGCACCGAGGGAUACACACGAAGCACAAGUCCAGUUUGCACUGGAGAGAGGAGUUCCUGCUAUGAUCGGUGUGAUGGCUUCUCAAAGACUUCCUUACCCAGCAAGGGCUUUCGACAUGGCUCAUUGUUCGCGUUGCUUGAUACCGUGGCAAAACUAUGAUGGUCUAUAUCUAAUUGAAGUGGACAGAGUCUUAAGACCUGGUGGUUACUGGAUUCUCUCUGGUCCUCCUAUUAAUUGGAAGAAAUACUGGAGAGGAUGGGAAAGGACUCGAGAAGAUUUAAAGAAAGAACAGGAUGCUAUCGAGAACACAGCCAAACGUUUGUGUUGGAAGAAAGUGGUUGAGAAGGAGGAUCUUUCAGUUUGGCAAAAGCCCCUCAAUCACAUUGACUGUGUUAGAAGCAGGAAGAUGUUUAAAACACCACACAUUUGCAAAUCAGACAAUCCAGAUGCUUCAUGGGCCAAAGAAAUGGAAGCUUGUAUAACCCCUCUGCCGGAGGUAAGCAGCUCAGAUGAAGUUGCUGGUGGUGCAGUACAGAAAUGGCCCGAGCGGGCCUUUGCAGUUCCUCCUAGAAUUGCCAGUGGUUCAAUACCGGGGAUCAAUGCUGACAAAUUCAAGGAAGACAACGAAUUAUGGAAGGACAGAAUAUCACAUUACAAGCAUAUCAUAAACCCUCUAGGCCAAGGCCGAUAUCGUAAUGUGAUGGACAUGAAUGCGUACCUUGGCGGAUUUGCUGCGGCCCUGACGAAAUAUCCAGUGUGGGUUAUGAAUGUAGUGCCUGCCAAUUCAGAUCACGACACGCUUGGCGUAGUCUUCGAAAGAGGCUUUAUCGGGUCAUAUCAAGACUGGUGCGAGGCGUUUUCGACAUAUCCGAGAACAUACGAUCUCAUCCAUGCUGGUGGAGUGUUCAGCAUAUAUCAAGACAGGUGUGACAUAACGCACAUUCUGCUGGAGAUGGAUAGAAUUUUACGACCAGAAGGGACAGUUAUAUUCAGGGAUACAGUUGAGGUUCUUGUGAAGAUUCAGAGCAUAACAAAUGGGAUGAGAUGGAAGAGUCAGAUUAUGGACCAUGAAAGUGGACCGUUUAAUCCUGAGAAAAUUCUUGUUGCUGUCAAAACUUACUGGACGGGUGAAAUUUCUCAAAAGCAACUCUAGUAUAGUACAAUUAUGUUCAAUUUUGUUCUUGUUUUGAUGAAAUUAUGAGUUUUGUGAUGAAGAAACUGGAGAAGAUAGAAAACUAGAAGGAAUUACAGGCAGAUUUAUCCUUACUGUAAUUACACAAUAAAAAAUUACAGUUCUUUUCGCACUUA